Symbiodinium sp. CCMP2592 is the source of this 756-nucleotide messenger RNA. NCBI's taxonomy places the organism in Eukaryota, Dinophyceae, Suessiales, Symbiodiniaceae. The record is from the annotation of a GenBank genome assembly.
AUGGCUCCCACCAUGGCGACCAUUGCAGCCUGGAUGCUGCUGGGGAUACGCUCGGUCCAGGCGGACAUGUACCUGAACAACCCUCGCGGCUCCAACAACAAGCUGCGCGAGCAGAGCAACAACGUGCAGAACGCCAAUCGUCUCUUUGACUCCCAGAACAACGCCGCUUCUGGAUACCAAAUCGGAGAUGACUGCAAGCCCGCCUGCAAGGACGGCAACAACAACUACGACGUGACUAAGGAGGGUGCCACGAAGGGGACCAUGAAGUUCUAUCAAGGCUCCGAGCUGUAUAUCGAAUGGCAUCACCAGCACGGCUGUGGCGUUGGCCACCCGAACCUGAAGUGCCAGAUUGUUCUGCAGUAUAUGAAUGAAGAAGAGAAUCGCAAUCUUCGCGAUGGCACAGGACAGGACACUGCCGGUGGCGAUGACAACGAUCCCACGGAGGAGGGGACCGCCGAGCCUGCGAGAGGAUACCACGAGCCUUUGGACUUCUACCAGGCUUGCAUUGCGCGAGAGCGCAACAAAGGCCUCUACACUGCCGACAGGCAGAUGGAGGAAAAUGGUGGAGCGACCUCUACACGGCAGAAUCCGAACGGCAACGGCCGUCGCCGUGGGCAACAGCGCCACGGCUUGGAAUGCCCUGAGGAGCGGGACUAUUAUCCAUAUUGGCAUCCCACGCCUUGGCACGACAUUGCCGUGCUCACCGAUGAGCCACAGGCCAGCAGAAAGCUUUGCGUCUUUGCGGCUAUGGGCUAA